AUGUCUGAUACUACUGGUAACGUUCCUAUCGCUGACGAGUCUCUUUACGGCUCUGAGACCCUCUUCCUUGAAGAUUGGCAUGUCCGUGUCACUUGGAUCGCCUUCAUGACAUUAUGGGUCAUUUGGGGUUUGGUUUGGGUUGUCCGAUCCUUCUUUGUAGGCCAAACUGUCUCUCCUACAACAACGAAUCCUGAAGCUGCUAUUGCAACAGAUGCAACUGGUGCUACUAAUGCUGAUGAUGUCCACAAGAACAAGUUCCAUUUGAAGGCUCCUGUCAUGACAGGUACUUUUGCUCCUCGUUUGGAAAGAGGCUAUCAUGUUAUCAAAGAUGCUCUCUUCUCCCUGGUAUGUUUACUUUCUAUGAACACAUUUGCUCGUGCUUCUACUCGUGCUGUUAUGAUUAUCACCUGGUUCAUCGUUGCUGUCGCUGUUGUUUGGUUUGUUCUUGAGCUCAUUGUUGACAACCGUUAUGCUCGUGGCCUAUAUGCCAUCAUCAUUUACGGUCUUGGUUUGGCCAUUGGUGGUCUCGCCUAUAAGCAAGGUUUCUUUUAA
Molecule: messenger RNA, 552 nt
Organism: Mucor velutinosus
Lineage: Eukaryota; Fungi; Mucoromycota; Mucoromycetes; Mucorales; Mucoraceae
Exons: 1
Coding region: 1-552 (183 amino acids)
Source: RefSeq, a predicted model, not a curated record